UACUAAUCGGCCUUGCAACAUUUUAUGGGGAACAAUUCAUAAUAACGACAGAUUCGCCGUGAGAGUGCAGCCUCUAAUUAGCACAUGUACUCUGGAAGUGCUGAUGAUACACCGGUGAUUAUGAAGUAAUUAAAUAUUAAUUUGUAGAAUAACAUGACGAAUUCCAAAGACGUGGAAGCUGAGGAAGAUAUUGAUCCCGUUGAGCGAAUGCUGAAAAAAACUGGAUGUAUCGAGCUUCAUUAUGAGGUUCAGGACUGUAUAGCAGAGACUCAAGAUUGGCGUAAGUGUCAGGAUCAGGUUCAGAAGUUCAAAGUAUGCAUGGGAGAAUACCAGAAAAAACAAGCAGCAGGGCACAAAUAAAUAAUCUGCAUUAA
Molecule: messenger RNA, 374 nt
Organism: Fopius arisanus
Lineage: Eukaryota; Metazoa; Arthropoda; Insecta; Hymenoptera; Braconidae
Product: cytochrome c oxidase assembly factor 4 homolog, mitochondrial
Exons: 2
Coding region: 154-360 (68 amino acids)
Biological process (GO): mitochondrial respiratory chain complex IV assembly
Cellular component (GO): mitochondrial intermembrane space
Source: RefSeq, a predicted model, not a curated record